Leptidea sinapis is the source of this 2173-nucleotide messenger RNA. Its product is annotated as myosin-G heavy chain-like. The coding region runs from base 193 to 2043 and encodes 616 amino acids. The transcript is spliced from 6 exons. Lineage: Eukaryota; Metazoa; Arthropoda; Insecta; Lepidoptera; Pieridae. The record is from RefSeq and is a predicted model, not a curated record.
UUAUAUGAAAUCAGUGUGGCACACGAUAACGUCGGCUACGUUUUAGGGGCUGUCAGCUAUUUUUAAUAAUUACACAUUAAUAGCAAGCGAACAUCGGCGGAGGUGUGACUUAUUGCGCGAUAUAUUUUUGAAGUUGAAUAUUUUUCGAGGAGUCAUAUAUAAGUCACUAACAAGGCAGGGUAGGGCUUUAAAAUGAAGCUCUCCCUAGUGUUUGAGCUUCUAUUGAUAUUUGUGUUACUUGCGUUUGCUGCGUCAAAGGAAAUAGGUAGACAUAAGACUAAUAACAAAGGUCUACGCAAUGGAAAUGACGACACAAAAAUCGAAGAUAAUAGUCUGAACAAGUAUUGUAAAUGUUCAGAAUCCUUAUGUAACUGCUGCAGAGAUUUUGCAGUACCAGUGGUUAACUUAAACGGUCCAGGAUGUGCUUCUUUGAUGUACCUCAAUGGGGAUAAGAUGUCGAUAUCACUCAGUUUUGGAAAUAAAAUUAUAACAAAUCGAACAGUUGCUAGUCGCAAGCCGAGUCCUGUUUGCAUGCCUCUGCCUGGAGGCAUUUCAAAGUUUUGUGGACGCGUUUACAAUAUAGCAAGAACAGGAGAAGAAUUCAGGGCUUGUCUUGGUUUAGAACUGCAAGCUAAAAAUGCCGUUGAAGCUGCCGUAAGGGUAUCAUGUUUCAAAUUUGGACAAAGAGGAGUUACCUCGGAACCUGCAGAUCCACUCCCUUUAGUACCUCAAGAUGAGAAAGAAACAGAGGAUGAGGAUGAUGAUGAUGACGAUGAUGAGGAAGAUGACUUCGGUCUUGGAGCCGAUGAUGAUGAUGAUGAUGUUGACGCCGACGACGAUGAUGAAGAUGAAGAAGGUGAUGAUGAUGAUGGGGAAUUAGAUGCUGCGAAUGAUGUCGAUAGUGAAGACUACACCGGUUUUAGUCUUUUAGGAGAAGACUUAUUAGGAGGACUAUUUGGAUCGACUGGAGGAAAUAACAAAAAGCCAAACAAAAAUAAGAAUAAACAGGCAGCGUUACCAUCACCAUCCACCACCACUCGACGUCCUAGACCUUCACGUCGCACAACAACGAGACGACCCAUUACUAGGGUUCCACAAAGGCCAGUAGGACGACCCACGACGAUUAGAGUACGCCCGGUUAAUCGUAUUCCGACGCGUAGACCUAUAAGACGGCCAACUACUUCAGCAGAAAAAAAUUCAGCAUCAAUUACUCCAGCAUCCUCUCCUGAGGUGUCUGUGAGCGCUGAAACACAACUAACUCAUUCGACAAAUUGGGAUAACACUCUAGAAACUUUAUCAAAUGUUGAAAAUAUUCAAUUACAUGAAACAACUGUAUCAAUGAACGAUAAACCAGAUGUAACAGAAUCAGCAACAACACUGAAAGGCUCAACAAGCUUCUCAGAUCCUGGAUUAGAAAUGUCACUUGCGCACAUAACUGGCCAACUGUCUGUUGUACCAGUAACGCAGAUAAUACCGAGUAAUAACAAAGGAGAUAGUAAGCUUAGUGAAGAACAAAUGACAUACGAAAAAGUUCAAACAAUAACACCAAGACCCCAUUCUACAAUACCCUUUGCAACGGAAGUAGAUGACGAUGUACAUGAAGAGACGGUUCAGAUAGUUCAUAAUCUUGAUUCACAAUCAGAAGAACAAACAUCUAAUAAGGACGCUGCUGUAGAUGAGAGUCGAGGGCAUAAUAUCAACGUGCAAAUAGAAUAUGAGGGUUUGAGUUUACCCAAAAAGAAGCAUAGAGGUGAUGGGGGUAUUGACUUAGAAGAUUUAGAUUUUGAUUUAGCGGAAAUAGGAGAAAGUGUUGGGCAUGAAUUGGGAUUAUUUGGGCGAAACAAAAGAAAUAAUAAAAAUAAUAAAAAUCAAAAUGGAAAGCCACAAAAACAUAAACGUAACAACAAUAAUAAAAAUAAUGAUUAUGACUACAUGGCUGCAAUAGACGAAAUCAAUGAAAGCUUGGAUUUACCUGAUGUGGAAAUGGAACGACGAAAAGGGCGUUCACGGCAAAAUAAAAUGAUGCGAGGCCAGUGGUUGUAGAAAGAGUCAAGACUUAUUUAUUUUAGUUAAAAAUUAGUUAACUUAUUUAUUUCAUAACUUAUUAUCACCUCUGUAAAUAGUAAUUUAUUCUGAAAUUGUAUAUUUUACUUAAUAAAAUUAUUAUAACGUA